UCAGGUAACUUGUGCCGCUGUACUGGAUAUAGGCCAAUCUUAGAUGGCUGUAAAACUUUCUGUAAGGAAUCAUUUUGUUGUCAAAAGAAAGAAAAUGGGAACUGUUGCUUGGAGGAAAAAGACAGUUCAGCUUUGUUUUGUGACAGUGGAAGAAAGAUCUGCACGAAAUUAUUUUCAGCAGAUGAUUUUCAACCCUUGGACCCCACCCAGGAAUUCAUAUUUCCCCCAGAGCUAAUGAGAAUGGCUGAAUGUCUGCCAAAAAGAACUCUGGUUUUCCAUGGGGAAAGAACUACCUGGAUUUCUCCUACUAGCCUUGAUGAGCUUCUGGAGCUGAAAGCCAAGUACCCAAAAGCACCUCUGGUUGUUGGUAACACUAGUGUAGGCCCUGAGGUAAAAUAUAAAGGAGUUUUCCAUCCAGUUAUCAUUUCUCCAGUAAAGAUCUUGGAUUUGAAUGUGGUGACAUACAUGGAUGACGGAUUAACCCUAGGAGCUGCUUGUAGCCUUGCACUAGUGAAAGACAUCUUGACAAAUGCAGUCUCAGACUUGGCUCAGGAAAAGGCAAAGAUCUUCCAGGCUCUCUUGUAUCAGUUAAAAUCUCUGGGAGGACAGCAGAUCAGGAAUGUUGCUUCUUUAGGUGGAAACAUUAUAAGCAGAAAAUCAACAUCUGACUUGAAUCCCGUUCUAGCAGCUGGCAACUGUAUCCUCAAUCUGGCAUCAAAAGAUCAAAGACGGCAGAUCCCUGUAAGUGACAUCUUUGCAGGUGGAGUUAGUAACAAUACCCUUAAACCAGAAGAGGUCUUAGUCUCAGUCUAUAUCCCUCAUUCCAGGAGGGGGCAGUUUGUAUCUGCAUUCCGACAAGCUCAGCGUCGGGAAAACUGUCUCCCAAUUGUUAAUGCUGGGAUGAGAGUACUUUUUGCAGAAGGCACAGACUUAAUUCUGGAUUUCAGUAUUUUCUAUGGAGGCAUUGGAUCUACCACGGUUUGUGCAAAACAAACCUGCCAAGCACUCAUCGGAAGGCAUUGGAAUGAGCAGAUGCUGGAUGAAGCUUGCAGAAUGGUUCUUAAAGAAGUUUCUCUCCCAGACUCAGCCCCAGGUGGAAAGGUGGAAUACAGAAGAACUUUGAUUGUCAGUUUCCUUUUCAAAUUCUACGUGGAAGUGUUGCAGUCAUUGAAGAGGAUGGACCUGCAUCAAUGGCCUGAGAUACCAGAGAAAUAUGGGAGUGUCCUGCAAGAGUUCUCAACCAAAAUGCCCCAGAGUAUACAAAUGUACCAGGGUGUGGACUCUGGGCAGGUUCUCCAAGAUCCAGUAGGACAACCCAUCAUGCACCAGGCUGGCUUUGAACAUGCCACUGGUGAAGCUGUUUAUUGUGAUGACAUGCGUGUGGUGGAUGAAGAGCUCUUUUUGGCUGUGGUCACUAGUUCCAGAGCACAUGCAAAGAUUGUAUCAAUCAACAUAUUAGAGGCCCUUGCGGUACCAGGAGCGUUUGAUGUCAUAACAGCUCAAGAUGUCCCAGCUACAAAUGAAUUCUACUAUGCCAGUGAUCCAGAGAUUAUAUUUGCAAAAGAGAAGGUGAUUUGUGUGGGUCAGAUAGUUUGCGCUGUGGUUGCAGAUUCUGAUGUUCAUGCCAAACAAGCAGCUGCAAAAGUGAAGAUAGAGUAUGAAGCCCUGGAGCCAGUGAUCCUGACAGUUGAGGAUGCCAUUCAGCACAAUUCAUUCUUUGGGCCACAAAGAAAGCUAGAACAUGGGAAUGUUGAUGAAGCAUUUAAAACUGUUGAUCAAAUACUUGAAGAGGAACUUCACAUUGGGGGACAGGAACAUUUUUAUAUGGAGACUCAAAGCGUGCUUGUUGUUCCAAAAGGAGAAGCUAAAGAAAUGGAUCUGUAUGUGUCCUCGCAGCAUCCAGCACUGAUCCAGGAAAUGGUGGCCUCAAGUUUAGGUGUUCCAGCAAAUAGGAUCACAUGUCAUGUAAAACGAGUUGGCGGAGCUUUUGGUGGGAAGUUACUCAAAAGUGGUCUGUUGGCAUCAGUUGCUGCAGUGGCAGCCAACAAAACUGGUCGGGCAGUCCGUUUUAUCCUGAGCCGGGGUGAGGAUAUGUUAAUCACUGGGGGCCGGCAUCCUCUCGUUGCCAAAUACAAAGUUGGCUUCAUGAAUAAUGGUAGGAUCCUGGCUGUGGAUGUCAAAUAUUACGUUAAUGGAGGAUGUUCCCCUGAUGAGUCGGUUCUGGUAACAGAGGUAGCCUUGCUAAGAAUGGAUAACGCCUACAAGAUUCCCAACCUGCGAUGCUGGAGCUGUGCUUGCAAGACAAACCUGCCAUCAAACACAGCUUUCCGAGGAUUUGGCUUCCCCCAGUCAGCUCUGGUUACAGAAUCCUGGACAACAAGUGUUGCAGAGAAAACUGGUUUGUCACCAGAAAAGGUAAGGGAGAUAAACAUGUAUAAAGAAAUUGAACAAACACCUUACAAACAAAAGUUGGAUCCCCAGAACCUGAUAAGGUGUUGGAAUGAAUGUAUGGUGAAGUCUGCAUACUACAGAAGACUAAAAGCUGUGGAAGAAUUUAACAGACAAAAUUACUGGAAGAAGAAAGGAAUUGCCAUAAUUCCCAUGAAGUUUCCAUUUGGACUUGGCUCGCGUUAUCUUAGUCAGGCUGCUGCUCUGGUUCAUAUCUAUACUGAUGGGUCAGUGCUUCUGACUCAUGGUGGAAUUGAAAUGGGACAAGGCAUCCAUAUCAAAAUGAUCCAGGUUGCCAGCCGGGAGCUAAAUAUCCCCAUGUCAAGUAUUCACGUUUGUGAAACAAACACAACAACAGUUCCUAAUGCAUGUGCUUCAGUAGGAUCUGCUGGAACUGAUGUCAAUGGAAUGGCAGUGAAGGACGCUUGUCAGACCCUUCUGAAACGCCUGCAGCCCAUUAUAAGCAAGAAUCCAAAAGGCACCUGGAAUGACUGGGUUAAAGAAGCUUUUAAGCAAAGCAUUAGUCUUUCAGCCACUGGGUAUUUCAGAGGCUAUGAUGGAAAUAUGGACUGGGAGAAGGGAGAAGGACAGCCAUUUACAUAUUUUGUUCAUGGAGCUGCUUGCUCAGAGGUUGCAAUUGACUGUCUCACAGGAGAUCACAAGAACCUCAGAACUGACAUUGUUAUGGACAUUGGAUGCAGCAUAAAUCCAGCAGUGGAUAUAGGGCAGAUUGAAGGAGCCUUUGUUCAGGGCAUUGGACUUUAUACAAUGGAGGAAUUAAACUAUUCUCCCAAAGGAGCCCUUCACACUCGGGGACCAGAUCAUUAUAAAAUCCCUGCGGUCUGUGACAUCCCAGAACAGUUCAGUGUUUCCCUGCUGUCACCUUUACAAAAUCCCCAUGCAAUCUAUGCAUCCAAGGGUGUAGGUGAGGCAGGGUUGUUCCUAGGAUGCUCUGUAUUCUUCGCUCUAAGGGAUGCAGUGGCCUCUGCACGAAAGGAGAGAGGAUUACCAGGGCCCUUCGCGCUGAACAGCCCCCUGACACCUGAGCGGAUUCGAAUGGCCUGUGCUGAUGACUUUACCAAGAUGAUUGCGAAAGAUCAGCCUGAUUCCUUCAGUCCUUGGGCCAUCUCCAUAUGAAGACAAUCCAAAUCUCAUACCCAGCUUGAAUGAAAUACGACGAUAGUUUUUUGAUCAGAUGUAGUCCUCUACCUUAGUAAUCAACACAUGUUUUAACUAAAAAUACAGAGUCCUGUAUCCAAAUAAGAAGCUUGCCAUCCCCUCUCCUUUAAUGCAUUCUUCCUCCUGAUUGUUCUUAAUGCAUUUAGCUGUACUGCUGCAUACUCCACGGCUACAGUUUAUUUCUAGGAACACACGUAAAUAGUCCAGAGAGUUUUACUCAAUAAUCACUACUCGUCUUUUACCCAGGGAGAUCUGCUGAAACGUACCUGCAGGAGAGAAGGGGUGUGUUAAUGUAGUAUUGGAUAUUGAUUUAAUUUUACUCACCCAAUGCAACAUUUGAAAGCUUCAAAUAAGUGAUAAUUUACACUUUUACCUUGCAAUGAAAGAUCUGCAUAGACCCUGAUAUCCUUGGGGGCCCACCACAGGAUUCUUCUGAUCACAAACUUCAGACAAGAAGAUGUAGUUUCUUGCAGAAAAACUGCUGUGGAUAUUGUUGAUACAAACCCUUGGGUACUUGAAAGUCAAAGGAUGUAACUGCCUUUUGUUUCACCCAUGCAGAUCCACUUCAGUCACUAGGGCUGAUUUACAGGAAUGACUAAAAAGUUGCAAGGAUGACUGUGCUCUUAUUUCUCUUGGAGACUUUUAUUUUCUUGUGCUGUUUCCCAAAGUCUUCUGGCCCAGUG
Molecule: messenger RNA, 4310 nt
Organism: Gavialis gangeticus (Gharial)
Lineage: Eukaryota; Metazoa; Chordata; Crocodylia; Gavialidae
Product: aldehyde oxidase-like
Exons: 30
Coding region: 235-3585 (1116 amino acids)
Molecular function (GO): iron ion binding; oxidoreductase activity; FAD binding
Source: RefSeq, a predicted model, not a curated record